AUGAUGAAGCAGCUUGUAGCUCAAACACAAGUAACGCAGCAGCAAAAUCAAAGAAUUCAGAGUGAGAUGCAGAAAUCUAUUCAUGAGCUUGAGCGUCAAAUGGGACAGAUGGCUAUGAUGGAGAAUGUCAGACCACAUGGUGCUCUUCCUAGUGAUACUAAGAAGAAUCCAAAGGAGUGCAAGGCAGUCACAUUGAGGAAUGGCAGAGAACUUGAAGAAGUACACAUCAACAUUCAUUUGGAGGAGCUUUUGCAAGAAAUUUCAAAAUAUGCUAAGUAUAUCAAAGAUUUGGUUGUGAACAAAAGGCAUUGGACAGAGUUUAAGAAUGUUGCACUUACUGAGGAGUGCAGUUCUAGAGUGAGGUAUAAAAUUCCUCCAAAGUUAAAAGAUCCGAGUAGCUUCAUGAUUUCGAUUACUAUUGGCAACAAUGAAGUUGGGCUAGCAUUGUGUGACUUAGGUGCUAGUAUUAAUUUGAUGCCUACUUCUGUGUUUCGAACGUUGGGCUUGGGUAAGCCUAGGCUAACGACUAUUACUUUGCAGCUAGCUGAUCGAUCUCUGGCUUAUCCUGAAGGUAUUAUUGAGGAUGUUCUUAUGAAGGUAGGCCCGUUUAUUUUGUCGGUUGAUUUUGUCAUACUUGAUUAUGAGGCAGAUAGGAGUGUUCCUCUCAUCAUGGGAAGAGGAUUUUUGGCUAUUGUUGAUGAUGUGAUCCGAAUUAGAGAUGGGAAGAUAUCUAUGACAGUUGAUGGACAAGAGGUGACUUUUGAAGUGUUUAAAGCUACCAAGCUUCUAGCCCAUUAUAAGGAAUUGAAGAUGAUUACAGUGGUGGAGCCCGAGCUCACUAAUGCAGAGUUAGAUCACUUCUUUGCUUCGCGAGAUCCUUUGGAGACAGCUUUGAUGUAUGGGGAAGACUUGAUGGUUGAUGCAGAAGUCGAGAAGUGUCUUGGCAUCCUUGACACUUUAUCUGCUUAUUUGCGAGCAAACACACCAUUUGAGGAGUUAGACAUAUCAGAACCGUGGAAGAAGCCGAAGCCAUCUAUCAAAGAGGCUCCACUUCUUGAGGUGAAGCCAUUACCUUCUCAUUUUCGCUAUGCUUUCUUGGAGGAGGACAACAAACCCAGUGUUGAAUGCCAGAGACGAUUGGACCCAAUUAUAAAGGAGGUGGUGAAGAAAGAGGUAAUCAAGUGGCUUGACAGUUGCAUUAUUUAUCCCAUCUCUGACAGCAAAUGGAUCAUUAUUGCACCAGAGGAUCAAGAUAUGACCACAUUCACGUGUCCAUAUGGCAUGUUUGCAUUCCGGAGGAUGCCUUUCAGUUUGUGCAGUGCUCCAGGUACUUUCCAGGGAUGCAUGAUGGCUAUUUUCACCGAUAUGGUGAAAAACUAUGUGGAGGUAUUUAUAGAUGACUUCUCUAUUUUUGGGGACUCUUUUGAUGAUUGCUUGAACCAUCUUGAUGCCAUGUUAGCUCGUUGUGAAGAAAUGAACUUGCUCUUAGAAAAAGAUGUGAAGUUUGUGUUCAAUGAAGCCUGUCUGGCGACUUCUGAUAAGUUGAAGAAGAGAAAAGGGACAAGAUAUUUCAUCCCAUAUAUUAUGCCAAAGAAGACACUUGAUGCAGCCCAGAUGAACUACACGGUUACAGAGAAGGAGUUAUUGGCGGUAGUCUACGCUUUUGACAAAUUUCGAUCAUAUCUUGUGGGCACAAAAGUAAUUGUUUAUACUGAUCACACUGCAGUUCGAUAUUUGUUUGUGAAGAAGGAUGCAAAGACGAGGCCUAUUCGUUGGUCAGUUGAGGUGCCAUGGUAUGUAGACAUGGUGAAUUUUAUAGUGAGUGAUAUUGAUCCCCCUAGUGCUAAUCACGAGAAAAAAAAGCGAAUUUUGUAUGAUAGUCGUUUCUAUGUAUGGGAUGAGCCCUAUCUCUAUAGGUUUGGCACAGAUCAGCUGAUUAGAAGGUGUAUUCCAGAGAAAGAGGUCCCCGCGAUUCUUGAGAAGUGUCACUUGUCACCCUAUAGUGGACAUCACGCCGGUGACAGAACAGCUGCGAAGGGCAUCUUGGAGAUUAAACUAUUUGAUGUGUGGGGUAUCGACUUUAUGGGGCCCUUCAUACCGUCCCAAGGGAAUAGGCACAUAUUGGUUGCUGUAGAUUAUGUCUCGAAGUGGGUGGAAGCCAUUACACUCCCCACCAAUAAUGCUAGUGUGGUAGCAAGAUUUCUGAAGAAGAAUAUAUUCAUGAGUUUUGGAACCCCGAGGGCCAUCAUCAGCGAUCAAGGUACGCACUUUUGCAACCGAUUCUUUGAUAAAUUGUUACUCAAGUAUGGGGUGAAACACAAAGUAGCGACGACUUAUCAUCCUCAGAUGAGUGGUCAAGUGGAGGUAUCGAAUGGAGAAAUUACCAGAAUCUCGGAGAAGACUGUGAGCGUGAGUAGGAAAGAUUGGUCAUUAAAACUCGAUGAUGCUAUGUGGGCAUACAGAACAGCCUACAAAACUCCCAUUAGCACAUCUCCUUAUAAGCUCAUCUUUGGUAAGGCAUGUCAUCUACCAAUUGAGCUUCAGCAUAGAGCGUAUUAG
Messenger RNA from Lycium ferocissimum, 2559 nucleotides. RefSeq lists its product as uncharacterized. Gene Ontology annotation, molecular function: nucleic acid binding. The transcript is spliced from 8 exons. The coding region runs from base 1 to 2559 and encodes 852 amino acids. The record is from RefSeq and is a predicted model, not a curated record. Lineage: Eukaryota; Viridiplantae; Streptophyta; Magnoliopsida; Solanales; Solanaceae. Gene Ontology annotation, biological process: DNA integration.